Fusarium fujikuroi IMI 58289 is the source of this 1314-nucleotide messenger RNA. RefSeq lists its product as uncharacterized. NCBI's taxonomy places the organism in Eukaryota, Fungi, Ascomycota, Sordariomycetes, Hypocreales, Nectriaceae. Gene Ontology annotation, molecular function: protein binding. The transcript has a single exon. The record is from RefSeq and is a predicted model, not a curated record. The coding region runs from base 1 to 1314 and encodes 437 amino acids.
AUGGCCUCACUUGAAUCUUUACCCUACGAGCUCCUUCUCCAGAUCAUCCGCGACAGUUCUCCCCAAGAGCUAUGCCGUCUCAGUUACACCUGCAAGCGCUUAGCAUCAGUCGCUGGAGGCUGUUUAUGGAGGGACAUUGAACUUCAUGAGAAGGGAUAUCACGAGUCAAGCGCAGAGCUCAACGAGCCAUUACCACACAAUUCUCCUAAUCGAUUUUACCAUGAUUCCAAAAGGGAUGGUUGGCAAAGCGACAUCAGCGAAAGAGCCAAGAGUCUCUUCACCAUGCUGCAGGUGCUCUACGCUCAUGAUAUAGGACGUUUCAGACAUGUUGCUGGCAGAGUGAAGAGUCUGUGUACCGUGAUUGAGCCAGAGUGGAAGCCUCAUAUGAGUUCAGCGGCAGAGCCAGUUUCUGUUUGGAAGCUUAUACCCUAUUUCAAGAACCUCGAAUGCUUAGAGCUUCACGGGGCCUAUGGAAGUUCCGACCAUAGAGAGCUUGAGGAGAUACGAGGACAGCCGAUGACAAAGCUGCGUUUUGCGAGGCUCUUCGCGUAUAUCCCCCGACCUAUCUCAAUUUACAUUCUCCAAUCUCAAGGAACGCUCGAGCGCCUGGAACUUGGUAUGUUGGAUGAGCCGCUGCCCAAUACAGUCGGUAUCAGUGAACAAGAUACUGAAAGUCAUGGCCGAUUGGAGCAUCAACCCGGGGGAGUCAUUCCAAUGCCACUGGGAAAUUUCGUCCCCAAUGCUCGAGUUUCUUUCCCAAACCUCAAGUGCUUAUACUUAUGUUCACCUUGUAAUAGCCUUGGUGAUUACUUCAACCAGCAUAAUUCCUGGUCGACGGCCGCAGAGCGGGACAGUCUCGAGGCAUGGAAAAGGCUUAUCCUGGCGUCUAGUCAGACUCUGGAGACUCUUGUCAUCGAACAUCGACCUGCAGCAGGAAUCGAAGACAACGAAGGGUUUUCUGAGGACGAGUUUCUCUCCACCGGAAAGACUGGUGCUGGCAACAGGGCAUUGGUGAAUGCCCUCGGCGACAUGAUCCUCGACAAGCAGAGGCUACUCAGAUUGAAACGAGUAUUUCUGUAUGGGUUUGUUGCUGGUAGAUCAUCUGGGAAACCGUCUGCCGACACACCAGGAGACUGGUUGAUGCAUGGGUUAGUAGCGAGAGAAGUUACCUGCGAAGCCAGAAGGGGCAGAUGGUGUCUAUUCGAUCAGGAAUCAGGUGAAACAAAUUGGGCAAAGUGGACUGGAGAUGGAAAUAGUAAUCUUCACGAUGGCUAUAUGGGUAUCCGAUGGUACUCACUUCUGGCUCGUGUAUAG